AUGGCGGUCAGAGAUAAACCAAUGGAGAUACUUUGCAAAAUGUCAUGUGAUCUUAAAAUGGGUAUUAGCAUAGAAAGAACAGUGUUUAAUCUUGCUUUUACUUCUAACUUUGAUGUACUUCAGCUUUUUAAGCAGAUAAAGAAAGAUGCUUUUGAUUUUCUUAUCCCUAAGAUAACCACCAUUAUCUCCAUCACCUACAUUCCACAUUAUUUAUUGAUUACAGAAGCAGAGUUUGAUGGAGAGACUGUUUUAUGUAGGGUUUGUGGAGACAAAGCCAGUGGCUUUCAUUAUGGAGUUCAUGCCUGUGAAGGCUGCAAAGGAUUUUUCCGAAGGAGCAUACAACAAAAGAUAAGUUAUCGCCCAUGUUUAAAAAACAAAAUGUGCAAUGUUAUGAGAGCCAAUCGCAACCGGUGCCAGUACUGCAGAUUUAAGAAGUGCAUAGCUGUUGGGAUGUCCAGAGAUGCUGUCCGAUUUGGUCGGGUUCCAAAAAGUGAAAAAGCUCGCAUUAUGAAACAGAUGCAGAUGGUGAAUUCACAAGGUCCAUCAUCAGAGUUUGAAAGUUUAUUACAGAAUAGUGAUGAAAUAAUUCAGUCAGUUUUGAAAGCACACCAAAAAACAAAUGAAUAUUGCCGUGAACGGUUGUAUAGAAUGCGCAAAACUGCUGAAGAAAACAAUAACUAUGAUUGUGGCAAUCCAGAACAAACAGCAUGCCCUGUUGAUCCAAACUCUUUUCUGCGGUUAAAUAAUGACAACCAGUCAUUCAAAAACAUGUCUGACAAUUGUGCCCCUGUGGUAACAGCCAUCACAGACUUUGCACAGUUUAUACCUGCAUUUUCACUCCUUUGCAAAGAUGACAAAAUAACACUGCUAAAGGCUGGCACAUUUGAAGUGCUGCUAGUAAGACUUGCUUCUCUCUUUGAAAGUGAGACAAAUACGAUUUUGUUUACAUCUGGAAAAUUAUACAAGAGAAAUAAAAGUCAUAUGAACGGCUGUGGUACACGUGGUUUUCUCUUGGAUUCCAUGUUUGAUUUUGCUAACCAUUUUAAUAAGCUUAACUUGAGUGAAAAUGAAUUGGCCUUGUUCUCUGCUGUUGUGCUUUUUUCACAUGACCGUCCAGGCUUGAGAAAUGAAGAACAAAUUAAAAAGAUUCAAGAUAUUUUGCUGAAAUCCCUCGAAACCCUUGUCAAGCACAACCACUCUGAUGAUCCCACGUUUUUUAGUCAACUGAUGAUGAAAACAACAGAUUUGAGAACUAUAAAUACAUUACACUCUGAAAAAUUAGUCAUAUCUGAAGAAAAGUCAAACAGUUGUGACAUGCAAGAACAUACAUUUAGUUCUGAACAACAACAUAUGGAGGUUGAUGAUGUCCGGCCGGAAUGCGGCCAAAUGAACUGUGGUACUGAUUCAUUGUGCACGCCAAAUCCCUUGGAUAGUUGUCCAAUGAGGGCUAAUGUUGAACCCAAUUUAUUAACUGCACAGAAACAGCCUUUAAAAAAUAGCAACCAAUUAUCACAAGUUUUUCUGCAGACACCGUAUGGUCUGUUUCUUCGUGAUGAGUCCCGGUAUAAUUUUAUUUCUGACCAACCACGACAGAGAUGCCAUACACUGGAUCGUGACACGGUGCCACGCUCAAAAUUGCAUCGUGUCGAUGAUAGUGUGGUGAGUCGGAGAAGGACCUAUACUCUUGACCGUGAAAAUCUAAUUAAAGUGGUGAGCAAACUUAGUGACAGACUUGAGAAGCGUGCUGCUAUCCAUGGUGACAGUAAACCCCCUUCUAUAUCAAAUAGUGCAGCCAGCAGUCCCAUUCCAGAGGAACACCAACAGUAUCUGAAUAACAGAGACUUUGUAUCCAUUGCUACUGUCGACUCAAACACAAGCAGCUCUCGUGGAAGUCCUAUGCCAGAUCGAGAUUUACACUUCCAAUAUAGCUCUUCACCGAGUUCACCACACUCACGGCCACGAUCAGAUUCUGCAGGCACUGAUGAUUUGGCACCACGAAUUGACCAUGUCUCACGACCUCGUUGCUUUAGCUUUCAUGAUGGUCGGGCAUCACGACCUACCAAUAUACAACACCUCCAGGAGCUAGAUCGUAUUUCCAUUGAUAGCUCACAGAAUCUUUUGGUCCCUGACAUGAGACGACGAAGUGUUGGAGCUUCCUAUGGGCUUCAUGCAUGGAAGAAGUCCUUGCUGGUGGACAUUCAUCCGUCAGACUUGUCAAGGACAACUGAUCAGUUGCUGAAAACAGAAGAUACAUGUCACUCUGGAGCAGAUGUUACCAAAUCACAGAGAUAUCUACGAUCAGAGCUAGAACAAUUUGCAUAUUUUGAUCGGCGAUCAUCCCCUCAUGCUUAUAUUCCAAAACCCGAUUUCCAGAUUACAGAAGCUGCUAGUCAUCAGCCUGAAUCACUCAGUGGAAUGAGUACAAAAGUUCAGAAGCCAGUAGCAGAUUACCAAUUGACAAAAUCUGGCUCACCUGAAGGUUGUCGGCAAUCAUUAUCAUCUUUGUCAACCACCAGCAGUGUUCCAAAUAGCAACAACAGCAACAAUAACAGCAUUAGUAAUAGCAAUCUCAAUACGUCCCCUUUGUCAACUAGUACAAAAACCACAGACUGCCCUGAACAGGAAAUAUUUCAUAAAAAGUUUGACAAAUUCCGGAAACAUCCACCACAUUCCACAAUCAAAAACAAUAAUCCAAACAAUACCUUGAGCAAUGCAAGCAACUGCAAUAACAACAAUAAUAUCAGCAGCAGCAAUAGCAAUGGCAGCAUCAGCAUCAGCAGUGUUAGUAACCAUACUAACAGCAAUGCAAGCAAUAAUAUAAGAGAAACAGGCAGCAAUUCUAACAGUAUUGCACCUAAUUUGAUUAACAGUUACAAUCAAUCAAUCUCACCUAAUAGGCUUAGUCCUAACACAGUUCAACAGCAACCACCACCGCCACCGCCACCGCCGCCACCACCACCACCUCCACCACAACAGCAACUACAUCAACCACAUCAUCAUCCUCAACAGCAUCAGCAGCAACAGAAGCAGCAGAUGUCACCUCAUCAUCACCAAAACUCUCAACAGCAGCAGCAGCAGCAGCAGCAACAGCAACAACAAUCACAAUUGCUUCCUCAAAAACUGAAACAGAAUGAUCAACGCAACUCUGGCUAUUUAACAACAGACUGUAAUGAAAUUAAGAAAGAGAACCUUACACCAACUCCCUCAUAUAAUAACUCUGGCAGCAAGUCUAAACUUUCAGCAGGUGAAGCUCAUCCACAGCUGCUUGCUCAUCUGCAAGCACCUAACCCCACUAGCCAAACCUCGUCCAGAUUUGUGUUGUUUCAUCCUUUCCAAAUAUCUUCAGGCAGCAUUCCUGUAAAUAUGCAUGCAUCUGCUAGUAUUGCUCCUUCUUCAGGCAACAGCAUGUGCAACCAGACAUUGAAUAGUUUGCAUAGUGAACCAACUACAACUUCUGUUUUACCCAACCAUUGCAUCUCCAGCUAUCGUUCUAAUCUUUCUACUUUACCCAAUGGCAACUUGUACUCGCAGAGUGGUCAACAAAAUAUUCAUAUUGCAAUGUCUCCUGAAGAACAGAAACGAAUGGCUAGUGAAAAUUCAUCCAACCGUUACCAAGUUCAUGCAGCAGCUGUAUCAAACUUGAAGGACAAAAUAUUAAAGCGAAUGGAUAGCUAUGAAAAUUUGAAUAAAGAGUGCAGUAUAAAUGGUGACAUACCUUUGUCGACUAAUGCAACAAGGUGUGGAAGUGUUAUAGUAUUAGGCAACCCAAGUGCAAAUGAUGGAAAAAUCUCCUAUUCCAGCAACAUGACUAAUAAUGCACCUGUUAUAGUCUCCAACCAAGUGCUGUCUUCAGUCUCUGAUGACAGUUGUAGUGUUUCAGGGAGUGGUAGUGGUGGUGGUAGUAACAAGCCACAACAUUCACCACCACAACAACAUCAUUCUCCUGCUUCACCUACCAAUAUGAGCUACUCAGGAAUGUUAACGCAAUCCCGAUAUCACCAACCAUUCCUCCACUCCUAUACACCAAUGGCUCCAGUUGCUGGUCACAUGCUCACCGGAUACAAUCAACAGAUCGCACCUUUACAGCAAAUCUCCACAGUCAACAGGACCUCUGUUAUUACUUCAAGUAUUCCAAAGGAACCAAAACAUAUUGAUGCCCCAUUGAACUUAACUGUCAAGCUGGAGAAACAGAAUAGUCCACCAACAGGGCUCUUAACUUGUCCACCUAUUGGACUUCAGCAGAAGGAGACAGCAUAAUAUAUUUACCAUUGGACAUCUGCUUACAUCUCUCAUAAAAUCAAAUGUUACUUCAAGAAACUUGUGGUUAGAAGAACAUGGAAUGGGAACUUUUUUGUUUCCUCACUUCAGUCAAUACAAUAGAGAAAAGUUUUCAUGACUGAAUGUGACAGUACUGGCAUAUUUAUUGGCAUGUGCAUCUGUUUUUGCAUAUAUUACAUAUAUAAAUUCAUCUCUCCCUUCCUCUCUCUCUCUCUCUCUUUCUCUCUCUCUCUCUCUCUUUCUCUCUCUCUCUAUCUCUCUCUCUCUAUCUAUAUGUGUACAUAUAUAGAUAUAUACAUA
Messenger RNA from Octopus bimaculoides (California two-spot octopus), 4578 nucleotides. RefSeq lists its product as uncharacterized. Gene Ontology annotation, biological process: cell differentiation; negative regulation of transcription by RNA polymerase II; positive regulation of transcription by RNA polymerase II. The record is from RefSeq and is a predicted model, not a curated record. Lineage: Eukaryota; Metazoa; Mollusca; Cephalopoda; Octopoda; Octopodidae. Gene Ontology annotation, molecular function: RNA polymerase II cis-regulatory region sequence-specific DNA binding; zinc ion binding; nuclear receptor activity.